Molecule: messenger RNA, 560 nt
Organism: Leptinotarsa decemlineata (Colorado potato beetle)
Lineage: Eukaryota; Metazoa; Arthropoda; Insecta; Coleoptera; Chrysomelidae
Product: fatty acid-binding protein
Source: RefSeq, a predicted model, not a curated record
AUAAAUCCCUGUGAUCAUUCAAAAAACGCAGUUCAACAAACGGUUACAGUCUAGAAAGAGAUAAUAAUAACAGUUUUUCAUCAACAUGGCCCCAAUCGCAGGAAAAUAUCAACACGUUGAGAAUGUUAAGUUCUUCGAACUUAUGAAGAAAGCAGGAUACCCUGAAGACAAAGCCUCUGCUGCUGACAAAACUAGGGCAGUUGUGACGUUGACCAUAGAUGGCGAUAAAGUAACUACCAAAGUUGAAGAAGUCGGAGACGUUGUUGAAAACCACUUUGUUUUGGGUCAGGAAUCUGAUGAAAAACACCCUGGAGGUUUCGUUUCGAAGACCACCAUCACAAAAGAAGGAGAUGGACUGAAAUUUGUAUCGAAAGAAAGUGGGGGUAAGUUCCUCACCAGAUUGUACAAAUUCACCGACGCUGGAUUUGAAGUGGUCUUGAAUUUUGAAGGCUUCGAGGCAAAGAGAAUCUACAAGAGGCUAUAAAAGGAUUUUAAUGUCACCGAGCAAUCUAUCGUAUACAUAUUUUUAUGAUUUUUUUUCAGUAAAUUGAAAAAAAAAA